This is a messenger RNA of Staurois parvus, 273 nucleotides long. NCBI's taxonomy places the organism in Eukaryota, Metazoa, Chordata, Amphibia, Anura, Ranidae. The record is from the annotation of a GenBank genome assembly.
AUGUCAUAUCACUAUAAUAGAGUACAGGGGAGGGGGGGGGAUAUACAUUACUGUAUACAUGUCAUAUCACUAUAAUGGAGUACAGGGGAGGGGGGAUAUACAUUACUGUGUACAGUUUUAUAUUUUGGACUCUUUAUUCUAAAGAAAAAUGUAAUUUCAUAAGCUUUAAGGAGGCGCGAUUGGGGGCAGGACUGGAAGCAGGGUUGGGGGCGGACCUGUGCAAGGUUGGGUGGGGCAACUUGUGGAGUGUAAGGUUUGUGCCUGGCUAGUAGG